AUGCAUGCUGCCCGUGUCAGCGAGAUCCCAGUCAUCAACUCCGGCCGUGAGCCGGAAAGGUCCCUUGACGGAACGGUGAUGUGCACCGGUCACCAAAUGGAAGACAAUUUCGAAGCAAAUCUCGCAGCUGCCACAUCUAGGUUGGACGAGGUAUGCGUUUCCCAGCUCGGUCUUUACACUGGUUUCGACAAUCCCGCGACGGGCACCGAGGGCGAUACAAUGGUCUAUGCAUGCGCGUACGGCAGUGUGUCGGCAUGCGAUUCUGUCAGGUUCUGGGAGCUCAACCCCCUAUUUGACGAGAAAUGUCCAGGUCAGGGCGCAUGGCUAUACAACUUGACGACGUCGAUGAGCUAUGGCCGGGAUCCGGCAGGAACAACAGAAUGUUAUGUGUGA
Messenger RNA from Diaporthe amygdali, 393 nucleotides. RefSeq lists its product as uncharacterized. The record is from RefSeq and is a predicted model, not a curated record. The coding region runs from base 1 to 393 and encodes 130 amino acids. Lineage: Eukaryota; Fungi; Ascomycota; Sordariomycetes; Diaporthales; Diaporthaceae. The transcript is spliced from 2 exons.